Pocillopora verrucosa is the source of this 2859-nucleotide messenger RNA. The record is from RefSeq and is a predicted model, not a curated record. Lineage: Eukaryota; Metazoa; Cnidaria; Anthozoa; Scleractinia; Pocilloporidae.
AUGGCAGUCUUAUUCCCGCGGAAGAUACUCUGGUACGCCUAAAGUUUUGUCGCCUCAAGAGAUUCCUAUUUUCAAACCAUCUGAAAAUACAUCUUCCUUGAGUGAUUUAGUAAAUUGCGAGCACGUCCAUAUUUGGAAGACAGUCUUAUUGUCUAAAAUUAGGCUUUGUCACGUGAUUUUCAGGCGAAGAGAAAAUUAAGAAUAAUGGCAGCGUUGUAGUCCCUUGCGAAUUUAAGGACGAAAGAUCCCUUCACACCAUCGUCAUGGAAUGAGUGAGUCUUACGUGUUCUCACAACGGCAUUGCGACAUCAUAAACACGGCUCCUGGUUCACCACGAAAGACAAAGUUGCUGCGCAAGUUGAGACCGACUUGAGAGCAGACGACAUCAUGGCCGGCUGUGAAGAAAGCUGUGGAUUUUACUUUGUCUUUGCCCUUGUGACAUUUUUCGUGUGGAUGGACCUAAGCUUUUUCGAUGAAUUAGCAGAACAUGGUUCAUUCUACAACGAUUCAAUGGCAGAACACAUGAUGUUCCCAGUGAAAACGGUCAAAAUUCGGAUGCAGGACCAUACGGAUCAUUACGUCAAUGUUCCUUCCAUGCAAUUUUUAAACGAGAAUACGGGCUUGCACACUGUUCCCGGAGUUACUCCCAAUCUUAUCAGUGGAAUCCAUCUCUUUUUGGCUGUUAUGGCAGCGAAGUGCUUUAUUUCAGGUUCCCUUGCCAUUCGUAGGCUUGGAGUUCUUUUUUAUCAACUUCGCUGUGCGUUGGAUAUUUUAGACGGUGUUGUCUUUCGUGCGCAACAAAAUAUUAGAGGCAAUUUUAUGUCCGUUUGGGGAUCGAUGGGUUAUUUAAUCGACGCUUUCGCUGAUAUGGUGGGUGGUUUGUUGGUCGGGUUAGCAUGUGCUGUAUUUCUGAACCGUUAUCCACCUUGGAAACGGGUUAGGACAAAGCCCCACGAUGAAUUAGAGUCGGGAAGAAAGACUGUGAGUUUUCAAACCGAAGAAGAGGAGCGUUAUGUCCAUGUUAGUCGGCGUUCUGUAAAUAUCAAAAUGUUCCUCGUUAUUGCUCAAAUUGUUGCUAGGAGUGGAUUCUGGGAUCAUUACUUACAUUCCUAUGUGGAAUUAUUGGAGACACCUAACCCCGAUAUUCCCAGAGAGCUACAGGCGGAAGUGCUUAGUUAUCGCAGUACAUGGGUGAUCAUGUGGCUGUGGAAAGUGUCCAGUGCUGAUGCCUUUUUGCAAUUUACAAGCCUGGCAAUCCUGUUUGAUAAGUUAUGGGUUUGGGUGCAGAUCCUAAAUUACUUUGGGCCCCUUGAGCUUGCCUUCGUUAUUGUUCUCUCUCAAUUGCAUUUAAUGGAGGUAAGAGCAUACUUGCUUGGAACAUGAAGCUUUUUUGAACCACAUUGCAUAUUGUUCCUUAUUGGAGCUUAAUUAAUUUCAUUUUAUUUUUAGACAUUGUUAAUGUUUAAUGGACCACAUGCUAAAGAGUGGAUCAAUAACAGUUACUGAAAUAGAAGGAUGUUAGCUUUUUCAACACCAGGGUUUAUAUUUCUCAGAAAUGAUGUUAAUUAAAUAGGGAAUAGCUCACUGCUCAGGUUUAAUGUGAUCCCAAAUGUUUAAAUGGUUGCUUACAUCUCAAUCUGAGUUAUAAUUGUGCUUAGGUUCAGAUUAAGUUGUGAAUGUACAUUUUCCUUAGCUAUGUUCAUAGAAUGAAAAUUGCUAUCCUUUGCUAACAGUAACUGGCUAACCUAACAUCAACUUAAAAGAUAAAAAUUUCUGUUAAUUUACACAAAAGGCAAAUGGUUCUCUUUUCCACUUCUCAUCAUAAAGUGGUGCAUGGAUUCUCAACCCUGCACUUCCAAGAUACUUUACCUUCAAAUAUUUUAUAGGAUAUGAUAUGAUGAGGUACAACUGUGUUCAUUUUUCACUAAAGAAACAUUUAAAUGAAAAUAGGUGUCAAAUCAAGAGCAAAAUUUUUGGUCAAAAAUCCAAAGAAACUAAAAGCAGAUUUUCCUUUCAGUUGUGUUCAAAUUAUUUUGGGAUUGUAUUAUUAACACAAACUACUACAAGUUAAAAUCAGAGUUCCACUAAUCAGCAUUAAUUACAUUUUUGUCUUUAUUAUUUUCAGUACAAUUUUAAUUCAGAUUUAUCUUAUGGAUCACUAGUGACAUGAUUAAUACUAUUGAUGAUAUAUAUUAGCACAUUUUCUUCACUUCUCAGUCCUAACUUGCUGUAUCACAAAAGAGUCGAAAAACAAAGAGAUGUUUAUGGAGAAUUAUUUAAAAUAUUUUCAUACUAUUUUUUAUCUAUUUAUCACCACAAUUGCUGAGGAGAAAUUAUCACUGUUAGAUAACUUACUCCUUUUAAAAGGUUCAAAGGAAGAGAGACCACAUUGUAUAUACAGAAUUUACAUCUAUAUAAUGUACAAUGUUUCUGUUAUAAUGAAGAUCCCUACCUAAUAAAAACAUGUAAUUGGUGAAUUUUUAAAUGCGUAAGAUUAUGGCAAAAGCCUUAGUUUCAUAAGUGUAUGGGUGUACUUAGGAGAGAUGGAAAUUGAUUUUUCAAACUAGUUGCAAGAUUUUGUUCAAGAUUUAAGAAGUGCCAUAGCUACUGAUCUUCCCUUAGUGUUACAACAGUAUGCUUUGUUGUCAAUGUUAUCUCUUUCACAUGGAAACCUUGUUUCCUUUAGAUUUCUUUGCAUAUGAAAGGUGAAGGACUAAGGACCACUUAAGAUGAGUAAAAUCAUUCUUAUUGCCUCUCAAUUAGUAUGUUUAUUAUGAGAGUGAUUAAUUUAAUUGCCAUAAUGAUGCUGACUUCAAAUAAAGACUUUGAAAGAAGUAAUAAAGUGAAAGUAGGAUAUUA